Molecule: messenger RNA, 633 nt
Organism: Trichomonas vaginalis G3
Lineage: Eukaryota; Parabasalia; Trichomonadida; Trichomonadidae
Exons: 1
Coding region: 1-633 (210 amino acids)
Source: RefSeq, a predicted model, not a curated record
AUGACUUUAGAGUUCACUACUUUCAAGAAAGGAAGAUAUGAGUAUGGAUUUAUAGAUAAUGAACUCUACCUUAAAGUAUUUUACCAUGACAUUCAACUUGGUGGGUAUUUUACAAACAAAAACGAAGCGAGGUGGAAUGAUAAGAAAUACAAAUACUCAAUUCUCACAGAAAUCGAUGAUAAGUAUCGUGAUACUGAUGGUCUUUUCCAAUUUUCGAUUGUUUAUCCAGAGUUACGAACUUUCAACGUCUGGAAGCAGAAAAACAAUCCACUGAAUGAACCAAAGGUCAUCAAAAGCGAUCACAAACCUUGCAACGUAACAGGAUAUCAAUAUAUUAAGGUUCUUGCUGAUAGAAAGGAUGAUCUUUGCGUUUGGGGUGGUCUUUGCUUAAGUAAUUCUGGUGCUCUUAUUGAUGGGUGCCAAGGACUGAAAGAUUUUUUCUAUGCUAUUGGUUACACUGGACAGCAAUGGACUGGUAAUUUACUUCCAUCAAAUGGGACUGGAGUAAAUACUGUAAGCCUCUGGGUUAAGGUUAACAUAAAUAUUAUACAAGGAUCAUGCGUUGCUAACAUACUUCCGAUAUUACAAAAAUUCAACGUAUUAUCUUUCAUUUUUAUAUUGUUGGAUACAUGA